GUGUUUUAGUGUGUGUAUAGUACACAGGAUCUUUCUCUGUCUUUUGACACCAUCUACCACGUUAAAACCGUGAAAUGGUAGAAAAAGGUUAAAAGUGAAACCCCAACCGCCGUUACCACCACCACCGCCGCCGGACAACCACUUCAAGAUUUCAAGAACUCCGGUAAAUCAAUCGUCAUCUCAAUCUGAAAAGUACAACCUUUAUACCCACCCCACCGACAGUUAAUCUCAAAGGGGUUUAUCUUGCGGCAAAUCCUGCCGACGAAUUUCCGAAUUUGGUAAUUUACUAUCCUACCCUUGCUCGGACCCUCCAAGAACCACCGUACAUGGUGGGGCCCACCUCCCCACCACCACCAUCUCCUCGACAGGGCCCCACUUCCUCCGAAUUACAACUCAUACUCUACUUUCUCUCACUAAAAUCAUCAAAAAACCCUUCCUACAGAUCCAUCAAAGCGAUCUGUGUCUGUGUCCCUUAUGUAUUACGCGUUGAACUUUCAACGCCCAUCUCUCUCUCUAAAAAAUUAACACAAGUUAUCUUUUUCAUUGAUCUCUUCUUCAACCAUUAACCCCUUUUCUGUGAUCCACAAACACAAAACAUUACAGCUCAACAAACCCCCAACUGGGUUCUCUUCUCUCCAUCAAGAAAGGAAUCAAUCGAAACCACCACUUGAUUAUUUUAAUCAACAUCUUGGUUUUUAUCUUUCAUAUAUUAUAUUCCAAAUUAUAUACGUAUUUGCUGUUUACAUUUCGUUUUCGGUCGUAUUAUAAUGUGGGUUUGGUUUUCUCUCUGAUGGGUAUAUUAAAUAAGUGAGAGAAAGAACACAAAACAAGUGUAGAGAGAGAGUUAGAGAGAGAAACAAAGAGAGGAAAGCUCUCUAGUCUCUACUUUGUUCAUGGGUUUCUUCAAGAGAUUUGUCGUGUGAAGUGCGUUCUCUUGGAUUUCUCAAAGUCUGUUUCUUUCAGUGUUUAUGUGUUUAAGUUUGUGUGUAUUUCGGUGAUUCAAUGGAUACAAAAGGACGGCUUGUUGCGGGUUCACACAAUCGUAAUGAAUUUGUUCUAAUCAAUGCGGAUGAAGUUGGAAGAGUGACUUCUGUUAAAGAAUUGAGUGGACAGAUUUGUCAGAUUUGUGGAGAUGAGAUUGAAAUAACAGUCGAUGGAGAACCAUUUGUCGCUUGCAAUGAAUGUGCUUUCCCGAUUUGUAGACCUUGCUAUGAAUACGAAAGAAGAGAGGGUAAUCAAGCUUGUCCUCAAUGCAAAACUCGAUACAAGCGGAUUAAAGGGAGUCCAAGAGUUGAUGGUGAUGAAGAUGAGGAGGGAUUUGAUGAUUUGGACAAUGAGUUUGAUCUUGCAAACUAUUCAGGAAGAGAUCCUCACAAUGUUGCUGACAUGGCGUUCUCUUCGCGUCUUAAUAUCGGGCGGGGCCCAUCUAAUGCUUCUGGAUUUGCCACCCCUUCUGAGGUGGAUGCAGCCGCCUUGAACCCUGAGAUCCCUCUUCUUACUUUUGGUCAAGAGGAUGAUGGGAUUUCGGCUGAUAAACAUGCUUUAAUUAUUCCACCAUUUAUGAAUCGGACAAAACGUGUCCAUCCAAUGCCGUUUUCUGACACGGCUUCACAAGUUUCUUUGCCACCUAGACCAAUGGAUCCAAAGAAAGAUUUGGCAGUUUAUGGGUAUGGAACAGUUGCUUGGAAAGAUAGAAUGGAGGAAUGGAGGAAAAGGCAAAAUGAUAAACUCCAAAUGGUUAAGCAUGAGGGUGGUGGACAUAAUGAUGGAGAUGUUGAUGAUCCUGAUAUGCCCAAGAUGGAUGAAGGGAGGCAACCACUUUCAAGAAAGCUACCGAUUUCUUCAAGCAAGAUAAAUCCAUAUCGAAUGGUGAUAUUGAUUCGUAUGGUGAUUCUUGGCCUCUUUUUCCACUAUAGAAUCCUCCACCCUGUGAACGAUGCAUACGCCUUGUGGCUCAUUUCAGUUAUUUGUGAAAUCUGGUUUGCUGUUUCAUGGAUCUUUGAUCAAUUCCCAAAAUGGUUCCCAAUUGAACGUGAAACAUACCUUGAUCGAUUAUCACUAAGGUAUGAGAAAGAGGGGAAGGCAUCCGAGUUAGCUCCUAUAGAUGUGUUUGUGAGUACGGUGGAUCCGUUGAAAGAGCCGCCACUUAUCACCGCCAACACGGUGUUGUCAAUCCUGGCGGUGGAUUAUCCGGUGGACAAGGUGGCUUGCUAUGUCUCUGAUGAUGGUGCUGCCAUGCUUACCUUUGAAGCUCUUUCAGAAACUUCUGAAUUUGCAAGAAAAUGGGUACCCUUUUGCAAGAAGUUUAACAUUGAGCCACGUGCCCCUGAGUGGUAUUUUGCUGAAAAAGUUGAUUAUCUUAAAGAUAAAGUACACCCUUCAUUUGUCAGGGAACGUCGUGCUAUGAAGAGGGAGUAUGAAGAUUUUAAGGUGAGGAUCAAUGGGCUUGUGACAAUGGCUCAGAAGGUUCCGGAAGAAGGGUGGACUAUGCAAGAUGGUACUCCAUGGCCAGGAAAUGAUGUUAGGGAUCAUCCUGGAAUGAUUCAGGUUUUUCUUGGGAAUAAUGGUGUACAUGACAUAGAAGGAAACGAGUUGCCACGUCUUGUUUAUGUAUCUCGUGAAAAGAGACCUGGAUUUGAUCAUCACAAGAAAGCUGGUGCCAUGAAUUCUUUGAUUCGGGUGUCAGCUGUCAUCUCAAAUGCACCUUAUAUGCUCAAUGUCGAUUGUGAUCACUACAUCAACAACUCUAAAGCACUUAGAGAAUCAAUGUGUUUCAUGAUGGACCCCACAUCCGGAAAGAAGAUUUGUUAUGUUCAAUUUCCUCAAAGAUUCGAUGGUAUUGAUCGACAUGAUCGAUACUCAAAUCGUAAUGUUGUGUUCUUCGAUAUUAAUAUGAAAGGGCUUGAUGGAAUACAAGGGCCAAUAUAUGUGGGAACGGGGUGUGUGUUUAGGAGACAAGCAUUGUAUGGAUACGAUGCCCCAACAAAAAAGAAACCACCCGGGAAAACAUGCAAUUGUUUGCCAAAAUGGUUUUGUUGUUGUUUGUCAUCAAGAAAGAAGAAAGGAAAAGGGAAGUCAAAGGAGAAAACAAGCAAGAGUAAUAAGAAGAAUAAAGAGACUUCACCACAAAUACAUGCGUUAGAGAAUAUCGAAGAAGGAAUCGAAGGAAUCGAUAGUGAAAAGUCAUCACUCAUGCCUCAAAUAAAGUUUGAGAAAAAAUUCGGUCAAUCUCCGGUUUUUAUCGCUUCAACACUUUUGGAAGACGGCGGUGUUCCUCCCGGAGCAACUUCCGCAUCACUCUUGAAAGAAGCCAUUCAUGUUAUAAGUUGCGGUUAUGAAGAUAAAACCGAAUGGGGAAAAGAGGUUGGAUGGAUUUACGGGUCGGUUACGGAGGAUAUUUUAACGGGAUUCAAGAUGCAUUGUCAUGGAUGGAGAUCGGUUUAUUGUAUUCCAAAAAGGGCGGCUUUUAAGGGUUCGGCUCCUAUUAAUCUAUCGGAUCGUCUUCAUCAAGUUCUUAGGUGGGCCCUCGGGUCGGUUGAAAUCUUGUUGAGCCGACAUUGUCCGAUUUGGUACGGAUACGGGUGCGGGUUGAAACCGUUGGAGCGGUUUUCGUAUAUAAAUUCGGUUGUUUAUCCGUUGACAUCUGUCCCCUUGGUUGCCUAUUGUACUCUUCCUGCUGUUUGUCUGCUCACUGGAAAGUUUAUUGUUCCUGAGAUAAGCAAUUACGCAAGUAUUCUCUUCAUGCUCAUGUUUUUAUCCAUUGCUGUAACAAGCAUUCUCGAAAUCCAAUGGGGAGGUGUCGGGAUUGAUGAUUUAUGGAGAAACGAACAGUUUUGGGUAAUCGGUGGUGUCUCAGCUCAUCUUUUUGCCCUUUUUCAAGGUCUACUCAAAGUAUUGGCCGGAGUCAACACGAAUUUUACAGUUACGUCAAAAGGAGGAGACGAUGGCGAUUUUGCAGAGCUUUAUAUCUUCAAAUGGACGACGCUCCUAAUCCCGCCAUUGACCCUCUUAAUCAUCAACAUAAUCGGUGUGAUUGUUGGGAUAUCUGAUGCGAUUAGCAAUGGAUACGAAUCAUGGGGUCCGCUUUUUGGUCGAUUGUUCUUCGCGAUUUGGGUGAUUUUACAUCUUUAUCCGUUCUUGAAGGGUAUGAUGGGGAAGCAAAGUGGGGUUCCGACGAUUUUGAUUGUGUGGUCGAUCUUGUUGGCGUCGAUUUUCUCUCUGUUGUGGGUCCGGGUCAACCCGUUUUUGGACAGGGGUGGGAUUGUGUUGGAAGUUUGUGGAUUGGAUUGUGACUGA
This is a messenger RNA of Lactuca saligna, 4296 nucleotides long. NCBI's taxonomy places the organism in Eukaryota, Viridiplantae, Streptophyta, Magnoliopsida, Asterales, Asteraceae. The record is from the annotation of a GenBank genome assembly.